CUCAAAUUGAAAGCCUACAAAAAGCUCUUCGAAACACUUUGGGGGAUACCGAAUUCCAGGAAUUGAAGAGAUGCAAGACAGAGUAUGACGACUUGCGGCAUGACCAGUCGACGGCGACUGCAUGAAUUUCAACAAUGCCCUCAUCCGAGAAGGCUACAAUGGCGGCCGUAAGGCUGCCCUUCUUCUCCGAAAGUCCGUCGAACGCCAUAUCCGUGACAUCGAUCCUCAGGCCAGCCCGACCAUCCAGUACCGAAUUCGCGUAUACGCCAACGUGCCGGGCCUGAUGAAGGUGUAUCGGGAAGCGAACAUUCUGCGUUCGAACGAAGCGCUGGAUCCGUUCAUUCGAGGAUUCAACAUGGAGAACUGUCUGUGUGACUUUAUCGACGCAGGCAAUGGCAAGGAGUGCUCAGAUGUCAAGUUACGGGCAACAUUCGAGCAAGACAUCCUAGACGUCCACUGUCGUCACAUCAUCUUCUGUGGCUCAACCGACAAUGGCUACGCACGUCUCCUCGGCCCCCACCAAGGCUCCAACCGUAUCUCCCUCGUCCAGGGAGCCCCCUUUGCAUGGGAGAUGGAGCAACUAGCGAACGAAUUCCAAACCACCUCCUUCCCCGAGGUCUUCCGAUCCACAAAACUCCCUUCACGAGCAUCAUCCUUCAGCGCACGCAGUACCGCCUCAGCCAACAGCUCCCCCUGCAGCUCACCCACCAAAACCAAUACCAACACCGGCCUCAUCACACCCCCAACCACACCCACACGCAACUACGCCACCAUCGCCAAGUCCAACCUCCAGACCACAUCGCCCAAGAGCUCCAAGAAAUCCAAAAUCUCCGUCAUCACAUUCGACAUCUCCCCUUCAUACGACACCCACUCCCAAUUCAGCAGCGUCCAACUCAACAGCAAAAGCCAACGCGUCGACCCGCCCCUCCGCCCCAGCAGCUACAAGAAUAUGAUCCGACUCCGAAACUCGAAGUACUGCAACCGGUAUCAUAUCUUGGGGCAAUGCGUUCCUGACAAUGAGUGCAGUCAUAAGCAUGGACGCAGGCUUGGUGUCAAGGAUGCUCAUGACCUCAGAUGUGUUUCGCGGAUGAACGUCUGUCCAAAUGAUAUCUAUUGUGUUGACGAGAAGUGUAUCUCGGGACAUCAGUGUCCGUGGGAACAUCAGAAUGGACAUCGCAUGGAGGACUGCAAGUUCCCGAAGGAAAUGCAUGGGGUUGAUCGGACGGUGGCGAUUAUACUAUAGCUUAGAUGACAGUUCUACGAGACUCAACACAAUGUACAUAAUAUUUAUGUUGACCUCAUGUUAUCUCAUUCAAUAUAUGCAUAUAUGUUUCCCCCAGUCCAACAAUCUAUAUCAGUGCUCUGACCUGCCGAUCGCUUCA
This is a messenger RNA of Aspergillus ibericus CBS 121593, 1382 nucleotides long. RefSeq lists its product as uncharacterized. The transcript has 4 exons. The record is from RefSeq and is a predicted model, not a curated record. The coding region runs from base 122 to 1243 and encodes 373 amino acids. NCBI's taxonomy places the organism in Eukaryota, Fungi, Ascomycota, Eurotiomycetes, Eurotiales, Aspergillaceae.